This is a messenger RNA of Amorphotheca resinae ATCC 22711, 10043 nucleotides long. RefSeq lists its product as hypothetical. The coding region runs from base 140 to 9766 and encodes 3208 amino acids. The transcript is spliced from 2 exons. Gene Ontology annotation, biological process: mitochondrion organization; late endosome to vacuole transport; protein retention in Golgi apparatus. Gene Ontology annotation, cellular component: extrinsic component of membrane. Lineage: Eukaryota; Fungi; Ascomycota; Leotiomycetes; Helotiales; Amorphothecaceae. The record is from RefSeq and is a predicted model, not a curated record.
GAGAACACCCGCCACGAAUUUCAUGAACGUUAUGGCCUGAAUCACAAACGAUACCCCUCGCUGAUGCGACCGACCGACGACACCUCGAAAAGUUUGAUCGAUUGACCCCCUGCCAGGGUAACGGCAACGCGACACCACGAUGUUGGAAGGACUCGUCGCAUCGCUGCUCAACCGCUUCCUGGGCAUGUACAUAAGGAACUUCGAUCCGGGACAACUGAAAGUCGGCAUCUGGUCUGGAGAUGUGAAGCUGCGGGAUCUGGAAUUGCGCAGGGAGGCUCUGGACCAGCUGAAGCUUCCAAUAAAUGUUGUGGAAGGACACCUGGGACAACUCACACUCAGGAUCCCGUGGUCGAACCUGCGCGGGCAGCCAGUCCAGGUCUACAUCGAAGAUGUCUUUCUCCUCGCUGCGCCGAAGGAAGACGCUGAAUGGGAUGAGGAGGAGGAGGAGCGCCGGAGGCAGGCUCUCAAGAUUGAGAAGCUGGACAGUGCUGAGAUGCUGAAGGAUCGCAGUCAAGAAGGCAUGAGUCAGGAAGAGCAGCAAAAGAACCAAAGUUUCACCGACAGCCUGGUUACAAAAAUCGUCGACAAUCUCCAAAUCACAGUCAAGAACAUCCAUCUUCGCUACGAAGACUCGAUAUCCGCCCCCGGCCACCCAUUUGCCAUUGGUCUGACGCUGGAAGAAUUCAGCGCAAUUAGCACGGAUGGGGAAUGGAAGCCAACAUACAUACAGAACUCCGCGGGGCCUACCCACAAACUUGCGACUCUCGGCGCGCUGGCUAUAUAUUGGAACACGGAUACCGAUUUGCUGGGGACGGGUCGGCAGGCAGAGGUACCAGGCGCUGCCGUGGUGUCUUCACAUGAUGAAAUGUUAGACAAUUUCAAGGAUAUGAUCGUUAAAGGGGAGGAUCCAGAACAGGCCAACCAUCAGUUCAUUCUGAAGCCUGUUAACGGCCAGGCAAAAAUCGAAAUAGACAAGUCUGGAAAGGUUGAUAGACCACACAUGAAAGCUGGAUUGGUAUUUGAUGAAAUUGGAGUAGUGCUGGAUGAUCAGCAAUACCGAGAUGCUCUCAUGUUAGUCGACUUAUUCCACUACUUUAUUCGUCACCAAGAGUACAAAAAACUGCAACCAAAAGGUGUCACACCUAUGGAAGACCCAAGGGCAUGGUUCAAGUUUGCAGGAAAUGCGGUGUUGAGCAAGAUCCACGAUCGCAAUCGUCGUUGGUCAUGGGCUUUCUUCAAGGAGCGAAGAGAUGACCGAAUCCGUUAUAUUGAGCUCUUCAAGAAAAAGAAGAAGCAGACUGAGCAGUUAACACCCGAGGAAAUAGAGGAGUUGAACAAGCUUGAGUGGAAGCUAAAUUACGAAGACAUGCGCUUCUGGAGAUCUUUAGCUAGGAACCAGCUGAAGAAAGAGAACGUCGGAGUGAAGAAGGCGGAAACUGCAAAGCAGAAACAAGGCUGGAUCGCUUGGGCUUGGGGCUCGAAACCCCAAGAAGAAGAAGACCCCGAAACCACGAUGACUGAGGAACAACGCCAAGAGUUGUACGAUGCCAUCGACUGGGACGAAAAGACGGCUUUCGCCGAGUGUAUAGAUCUGCCAAAGGAGACAAUCAAGUUGCAAAUUGAUGCGUCUCUCAACACGGGUAGCUUCACACUUAAGCGCGAUCCUCAUGAAAAAGUGGUAGAGGUAGUCAGUCUAUAUUUCGACGCUUUCCAAGCCAAGUUCCUUCAACGCCCAGACUCAUUCUUGGCGGAUAUGAGCCUUGGUGGAUUGAGAGUCAAUGAUGGCACGACUCCUAACAGCUUGUUCACUCAGAUUGUGCGAGUCAAAGAUGCACCAGAUGAGCCAGGUCAGAUUCAGCUUGAUGACGAGAACGAGGAUGUAGAGAAUACCAUCGAACCCUUCUUCCAGUUCCAAUUUGAGAAGAACCCGUUGGAUGGCGCUAGCGACAUGGCUGUGACCGGGAAACUUAAGCCUCUUGAGAUCAUUUGGAAUCCUAAUUUCCUUGUGGCCAUCAUGCAGUUUUUCAAGCCUCCUGAGAGGCACAUGGAGUCCAUUGGAGCUCUCAUGGAGAGUGCUGGCGCAACUGUGGAAGAGUUACGCCAGCAGACGAGAGUCGGUCUGGAGUUCGCAUUAGAAGAGCACAAGACAAUCAAUGCGAAACUGGAUCUUCAGGCUCCUCUGAUCAUCGUCCCCGAGAGCAUAACCUCAAAAUCGACAAUUUGCUUGAUUCUUGAUGCUGGACACAUCAGUGUAAACAGCGAGCUUGUCGACCAAGAUACUAUGAAGGAUAUCCAAUCGAAACAAAAGCAGGCUUACACUGAUGAGGACUACAAGCGACUAGAGUCAUUGAUGUAUGACAAGUUCUUAGUCAAGCUUUCUUCUACGCAGCUUCUUAUCGGCCCAUCAAUCGAGGAGACGAAGGCGCAACUGACGAAAAGAGACGAGUCACAGUCAAUGCACGUUGUUGAUAAGAUCAACAUGGACUUCAUCCUCGAAACUUCGAUUAUUCCGAAGGCACCAAACCUGGCCAAGGUUCGAAUAUCAGGCAAGCUCCCUGUGUUGCAUGCCUCGGUAUCGGAUAAGAAAUAUAAGAACUUGAUGAGACUCAUCGACGUGGCCUUGCCCAACUUAAAUGAGGAAGAAGCGCCUGCGCAGAGCUCCGCGUCGGGGGCAGCCUUAGCGACGUCCCGAUCGCGUGCUCAGAGUGUACAAAAAAAGUCUGACAAGAAUCGUGAUCGUCCUUCGUCUACGGCAUUCCAAUUCUCUACCUCUACUCAGGAAGCGAUUAUCCUGCAAGAGUCCGAUAAUGAUGAUGACGAUGCAGAGUUCCAAGAUGCACCGGAGGUGAAAGCCGACGAGAGCCUUAAGCUCCAACAGCGAAACUUCGAACUGAAAUUUGAAGUUGAGCGUCUUCAGGGCUCGCUUUACAGAAGUGAUCCGGAAGGUAGGAAGCCAGACCAGCUCCUCGUGGAAUUGGUUGCUGAAAACUUCGGGUUGAACCUCUGCGUACGACCAUACGACAUGAUAAUCGAAACUUCAUUGGAAUCCGUAGUUAUUGAUGACUACGUGGAGAAUCCUCCGGCGGAGUUCAAAUCGAUAGUGUCUUCUGGUGGCAAGGAUUCUGAUAAGAAGGAUCUUAUUCAUGUGAAGAUCAUCAGAGUCAAGAAAGAAUCAUUGGAGUUCAUGCCUAAGUAUCAAGGGGUUGAACUCAAUAUCGACGUCGCCGUAUCCACUAUCAACCUGGUCGUCACCAGAAAGACUCUGCUUACGUUGUUGGAUUUCAUAUUGGUAACCUUUACGAACGAUGAGGCUGCUUCCCUUCCUGCAGCUGAGUCCCCAUCCGAAGAGCUCAUGGAUGCCGAGAAUAUGGAAUCAAGCUCUGAGCUGCAGCCACCGAAGUCUCCUGACUCUGGUUCGAUUCGUAUUAAGGUAGAUCUGACGAGUAUUGUCCUCAUUCUUAACAACGAUGGCAUUCGAUUAGCCACACUUUCUCUUAAUCAUGCGGAUGUCGGUAUCUUUCUCAUGGGCAAGACGAUGCGGAUUGCUGCUAAGUUGGGAGAUCUGUCAUUACUGGACGAUAUUAAUCAAGGGGCGUCGAGUGAUUCGAAUCUCCGGAAGUUGAUAGAAAUUCAAGGAGACGAUUUGGCGGACUUCCGCUAUGAGACAUUUGAUGCUCAGAGCGUCGACACCUAUCCCGGGUACGAUUCUUCGAUCUUCCUCCGUGCAGGUUCCAUAAAGUUGAACUUUCUGGAAGAGCCGUUCCGGAAGAUCAUCGACUUCCUGGUUAAGUUCGGUAAGAUGCAAGCUAUCUUCAACGCAGCCCGACAAGCGGCUGCAAACCAGGCUUCCCAAAUUCAAAACGCUGGCCGUGUAAAGUUCGACAUCAACAUUUCGACUCCCAUCGUGGUAUUCCCUGGAGUUAUGCUUCCUGGCCGUCCAAAGCGGGAUUUGGUGACGGCUUACCUGGGAGAGAUUUAUGCGGAGAAUAAGUUCGUGCCCUUGGAUGACUCGAAGGAUUCCCAAAUUGCAAUGCAACUAUCCGCUGGCAUUAGGAACAUCCGAAUGACCUCCUACUUCCAUUACCCAGAGGACGAGUCCGAAGAAUUGGAGCUCAUUGAUAAGGUGGAUCUUGGCUUCAAAAUGACCUAUGCGGAGCAUACCCCGGGCGCGAAGAGACCCGACAUGGAAAUAGAGGGCAGCAUGACCGAUUUCAACUUGCGAAUAACUCAGAUUCAACUGAAAUUCCUAUUGCAACUAGCGAAAUCGGUCCCUGCAGCAUUUGCAGUUAAUCAGGACGAGGAUGAACAACAGGCUAUUGAGGAUGUACCAAAAGAAACUCGGAGGGAAGCAAAGAGACUCGCUCCUGCGGAAUCAAAAGAACCCCCCGAGGAUGGUACACUUGUUGAUCUAGGCCCUGAACUGGGAGUCGACUCUAGUAUCUGGACCAAACUCGACCUUGCCUUCCAUGUUCACACAAUUGGUCUGGAAUUGGUACUGGCAGACGAAGAUGAACCAGUCGGUGAUAUCGAGGCCUCUAGUUUGUCUAAAUUUUCAUUGGAUGACACGAAGGUGAAGCUGCGCAUGAUGACUGAUGGAUCACUUGAAUCGGAGCUAUUGAUUCAGUCCUUCACGAUCCAAGAUAGCAGAAAGCGAGAGACCAACAAAUUCCGAAAGAUCAUGACGUCCUCAAAUAAGGACGUCCAGCAGUUCAUGGCCAGCGUUAGUAUCUCUGGCGGAAAGGAGCGCAACCUGAUUGCCAUGGUUGCUGUUGAUAGCCCUCGUGUCAUUUUCGCUCUCGACUACAUCUUCGCAAUACAGUCCUUUAUCGCAGGCGGUUUUGCUGUUGACGAACCUGUAAUCGUGGAAGACGAUGAAAGCAUGCUUGAGUCUGGAGAUGGCUCAGAGACCGAUUCAACACGUACUACGCGACUGAGCAGGCAAGAAUCAGGACAAUCCAAAUCGGUCACCACUACACGUAGCCAGGGUUCCAGUCAGCCAGAAGAAUCAUCGAUGACCAUCGCCUUUAGGGUCAAUGUGGUCGAAGCUCAAAUCAUCUUAAUCGCAAACCCUCUCAGUAGCAGCUCCGAAGCUAUCGUACUCGGGACUAAACAAAUUCUCAUGUCAAAACAACAUGCUCUAACGCUUCAGGUCUCACAGAUGGGCAUGUUCCUCUGCCGAAUGGACCGCUUUGAGGACAGCCGGUUGAGAAUCAUUGAUGAUUUCUCUUUGCAGAUGUCUACCGAUAGCUCAAAACCAAAUAUGACCAGCGUCUACAUCGAUGUAGAGCCACUUGUACUCCGGUUGUCCCUUCGCGAUAUUCUUCUGGCCCUCCAGAUUUUCAGCAAAGCCUCUGAGCUCUCUGGACAUGAAGAUGAGCACCACGUUUCUGCUUCAGAUGAGAAAGCAGCGCAACUUGCGCGGCGCGGCACUUCGGAUCUCAAACGGCGAACAGCAAGUGGUAAGGGUAUAACGACGACGAAGAAGAGCAAGGCCCAAACGGCUACUUCUGGCCGUGCGAAUGGUAGUCUGUCAGGAAAGGAGACCGUGCAGCACCAUGAGGAGCUUACUGCUACAUUGGAAGGCAUGAGAGUCAUCUUGAUUGGCGAUCUACAUGAAUUACCAAUCCUUGAUCUCAGCGUUAAAGGUUUCACUGCAAGAGCCACUGAUUGGACAAGUAGCAUGAGAGCGGACACCAACAUUGAUAUGUUUGUCAACGUAUAUAACUUUUCCAAGUCUGCGUGGGAGCCUCUCAUCGAGCCUUGGCAAAUGGGACUCCAGAUCUCGAAGGAGCCAAAUCCGGAUCGUCUGUCCAUUGACUUUACAUCACAAAAAAUGCUAGAAGUCACGGUCACAUCAGCUACAAUUGCCCUUGCUUCCAAAUCGGCGCAAUUCUUGACCCAGAAAGAUGAUGUUCUUUCGAAGCCACGGGGAGCAGAUGCACCGUAUCGGAUCCGAAAUUACACAGGAUUUGAUAUCAAUGUCUGGGCAGAUAUUCCCGACGAGGAAAACGAAAUGUCUGCAAGACUCGAAGAUGGCGAGGAAGCUCCUUGGCGAUUCGAGGAUUGGGAGAAGAUGCGUGAGAAUUUGUCUCCAGAAAACAACUCCGGGAUUGUGGGUGUCAGGCUUGAGGGCAGUGGGUUCGAUAGCAUCAACAGGAUCCCGAUCAACCGCGAAGGCGAAGCUCUUUAUAGUCUUCGGCCUCGUAAAGAUCAAGUCCUCCACCGUCUCCUGGUUGAGGUCACCCUUGGUGCAGACAAUGUCAAGUACAUCACCUUCCGCUCGCCCCUCUUAGUUGAGAACAAGACUCAGAUUCCUGUGGAAUUGGGUGUUUUCGAUGCUCAAGAAGGGCAUCUGCUCAAAAUUGAGAAAAUCGCACCAGGCGAAAGCCGACCUGCUCCUGUAGGCGCAGCCUUCCUGAAAUCUUUAUUAGUCAGGCCAGAUCAAGGAUUUGGUUAUGGAUGGUGCACUGAACCAUUAUGGUGGAGGGAUCUUCUCCACAGGCCGACAAAGACUAUAACGUGCACGGGCGAGAAUGAUAGACAGACGCCUCCAUUCUACUUCCAAAUGCAUGCCAAUUAUGACAAGACCAAUCCACUCACAAGUAUUUAUCCAUACAUGAGAAUACGUCUCUCUGCGCCGGUGGAGCUCGAGAACCUACUACCUUACGAUUUCAAAUACCGCAUUUAUGAUAAGAACACCAGAAAAGAUUGGACGAACUUCCUCCGAAAAGGAGGUCUCAGUCCUGUUCACGUGGUCGAGUUAUCGCAUCUUCUGUUGUUAAGCAUCGAUAUGCAGGACACGGUCUUCAAAGCAAGCGAGUUCGCUAUUAUUAAUUCAAACAACCAGGAAGAUUUCCGUAAAGAGUCACUUCUCGUUUGCAAGGAUAGCGAGGGGCUUGCGCUUAAUCUCAGACUUCACUACUUCAAAAUCCCCGACAGUGGCGGCGCCUUCCGAGUUACUGUCUACAGUCCCUAUGUGAUUCUGAACAAGACUGGAUUGGAGAUAAACAUCAAGGCCAAGUCGCUUCUCCAGAAUGCUAGGACAGCCGCCGGUCAAGGGUUCCACACAGAUUCCGCAGACGCAGUGAGACAUAAGGCUCGUCCCUACAUGUUCGCUUAUGGGGCAGACGAUCAGCGAAACAGGGCUCUCUUGAAGGUUGGCGAGUCAAGCUGGAGUAAACCUCAAAGUUUUGAUGCUAUCGGAAGCACUUUUGACGUUAUACUUCCAUCCUCUUCCAAUAAGACCGAGAUUCAUAUCGGAAUCACUGUCGAACCUGGGGAAGGAAAAUACCAGAUGACCAAGGUUGUUACUCUCGCUCCACGAUUUAUCCUAAAGAACCAGAUGAACGAAGAAAUCAACGUCAGAGAGCCUGGAUCUUCUGAGCUUUUCACUCUCAAGCCAAAAGCUCUGGAGCCGUUACACUUCCUUCAGAAGACUGAAGUAAAGCAGCUGUCCCUCUGCUUUCCUGGAGUGAACAACCAAUGGUCUUCUCCAUUCAACAUUUCGGACCUUGGAUCAACGCACGUUAAGCUUGCAAAGGCUGGUCAACGACAAAAGCUCAUAAAGGUUGAAAUCCUGAUGGAGAACGCCACUAUUUUCCUGCAUAUCAGUGCUGAGACUAAAAACUGGCCAUUCUCUAUGCGCAAUGAAAGCGAUACCGAAUUCAUGUUCUUCCAGGCCAAUCCGAAUAUUGACGAUGAGGACGUAGAAGAUCGCAGUGGCUGGCGCCCGAUCCGUUAUCGACUGCCUCCGAGAAGCAUCAUGCCUUAUGCAUGGGAUUACCCUGCUGCCAAAAAUAAGGAGUUGAUCAUCAACGCGAAUGGGCGAGAGAGACAUAUCAAGCUUGCAGAGAUCGGUAAUCUCAUUCCUAUGAAGAUACCAGCCUCAAAAGACCCAACUUGCAGAGAGUCAAAAAUCAUCGAUCUCAAUGUGGCAACUGAUGGUCCUACACAGACUCUCAUUUUGUCGAAUUACAAAGCCUCGAUGAGUCUGUAUAAGCAGAAGACGCGGUCCGAGUCUUCAACAAGUGUUGCUGGCGGCUUUGUCGUCAAAGAACAGGAUACGAAUGUCACGUUCCAGGCACAGGUCAAGCUUGCUGGCUUUGGAAUCUCAUUGAUCAAUACUCAGCCGAGAGAACUUGCUUACAUUACCUUCCGAGAUAUUUCACUCAAAUACACGGAAUCUCCACUCUUCCAGACAGUCACGACGUCCAUAAAAUGGGUACAGAUCGACAAUCAGCUCUACGGUGGCAUUUUCCCCAUGAUUUUGUACCCCAGCGUUGUGCCGAAGAACACUAGGGAAACUGAGACGCAUCCUUGUAUCCAUGCCAUGGUUACUCGUGUCAAAGAUGAUUCUUAUGGCGUGCUCUAUAUCAAAUAUGCGACUAUGCUCUUGCAGCAGAUGACAUUGGAAAUUGACGAGGACUUUGUCUACGCUCUGUUAGAGUUCUCGAAAGUUCCGGGGGCUAGCUGGUCAGAAACACAUGAAGGAGUUCUGUGCGACGAAAGCUUGGAUAUCCCCGAACCAAAACAGGAGCAGCAAGGUCAAGAUAUUUACUUUGAGCUGCUAAACAUUCAGCCUAUGCAACUCGACCUAUCCUUCGUUCGCACCGAACGAGUCAACGUCGAGGAUAAGACAUCAUCGAAGAACCCAUUGAUGUUCUUUUUGAACAUCUUAACUAUGGCUAUCGGCAAUAUUAAUGAUGCCCCAGUCCGUCUCAAUUCAUUGAUGUUGGAGAAUGCUCGAGUAUCAUCAUCCAUCCUAACGCAGAAUAUCUCGAAUCAUUAUUCACAAGAGGCAUUGUAUCAAGUACACAAGAUUUUGGGCUCUGCAGAUUUUCUUGGUAACCCUGUCGGUCUCUUCAAUAACCUUAGUUCGGGAGUCGCAGAUAUCUUCUAUGAACCAUACCAAGGAUUCAUCAUGUCCGACAAGCCUGAAGCCCUGGGGGUGGGCAUUGCAAAAGGCGCCACCAGCUUCGUUAAGAAGUCCGUCUUCGGUGUAUCGGAUAGCGUAUCAAAGAUGACGGGUAGUAUCGCCAAAGGUCUCGCCGAAGCCACGAUGGACAAGCAAUUCCAAGAUCGACGACGGAUGACACGAUCACGGAAUCGACCAAAGCACGCACUCUACGGUGUCACAGCGGGCGCGAAUUCCUUUGCAACCAGUCUCGCCAGCGGUAUUGGAGGAUUGGCGCGGAAACCCCUCGAAGGCGCAGAGCAAGAAGGCGUAGCAGGAUUCUUCAAGGGUGUCGGCAAAGGGGUCCUCGGCCUCGCCACCAAACCAGCAAUUGGAGUAUUUGAUCUCGCCUCCAAUGUCAGCGAAGGCAUCCGAAAUACAACGACAGUCUUUGAUUCUGAUGGCCUCGACCGUGUCCGUCUCGCCCGCUUCAUUGACACGGAUGGGAUCGUGCGCCCGUACUCGCAGCGCGAGGCCCUGGGGCAAUUCUGGCUGAAGCAACUGGACAAUGGAAAAUACUUCAACGAGCAAUACAUUGCGCACCUCGAGCUCCCGCGCGAAGACGUCGUCUUCAUGCUUACCUAUGCUCGCAUCAUGCUCAUCAAGAGCAAGAAGCUGACGAGCGAGUGGGACAUCCCACUAAACGAGGUCCAGACCAUCAGCAAGGAGCGCACAGGCCUGAGCCUGACUCUGAGGGGCGGCACCAACGGUCCCUUCAUCCCCGUGGCGGAGGUCAGCUCGCGGAACUUCCUGUACAGGAAGAUCGGUAUCGCGGUGGGAGAGUUUAAUAAGAAGUAUAAGGCGACAGAGUAGAGAGAGAGGUUUCAUCAAAGAGUACAUACAUACAUGAACUUGCAUUAGUGACGGGUGGGGUGGAAUAGAAUAGCAUAACGAACAUCCGAAAUAGCAACCCUCGAGUUUUUUUUUUUCCUCUCUUCAUUAGGGGAGGACGUUUUUUAUGUUCAUAUUCAUGAUUUUCUUUUGGGCGAGGGGUAGAAAGAAUACCAAUUUGUUGAACUUGCAUUGCUAGGAAUGGGGCAAAACUGUUUAUUUAUUGGUUAGGCAUUGGGAUCAUUCAGUUCAAUUCAAU